AUGUCAGAAGAGAACUGUGUUCUUCCGUUUCAUCUAAAUUUAUCAGAUAUUGUUUAUGAAUUUGAUGUAAAACCUCGCCGGUAUAAUUUGAAGUUGGCGCCUUAUUAUGAAACAAAUGAGCUCACUUUUGAUGGUGAAGUUUCGAUAAAUUUUGAAAAUGUCAGCGAGAAAUCGGAGUUAAAAUUACAUGCUAAAAAUUUGGAAAUCCUCGGAAAUGUUAUUUUAAAAAAAGAUGACCAAACUUACGACUCAAGUGAUUAUAAUAUUGGUAUCGACAAUGGAGACAGUGUAUUAACAAUAAAUUUUGGUCAAGAAUUACCUGUCGGAGACUAUACUUUGUUCAUAAAGUUUAAAAGUCAACCAAAUUACACUUCAGAAGUUUUUGAGCAUGCGUCUUAUACGGAUAAUAAUGAUAAAAGAGAGUGGAUAUUAUUGAGCGAUUUUGGAACUGAAGGAAUACAAGAAAUGUUUCCAUGCUGGAAGGAAAAGUCAACCGCGUCAAAAUUUGACGUGUCUAUAAAACACAACAAAGCUCAUACUGUUUUAUUUAAUUCUCCAGUAAUAGAAUCAAAAGUAUCUGAAGAUGAUCCAGAUUCAGUGUGGACUAGUUUUGAGGAACUAGUAGCCUUCAAUCCUCAUCGGCUUGCUUUCAUCAUCGGUAACUUGGAGCUCAUGUCUGCACACCAUAACGAUCCAUUCAGACUGUGGUUCCCCAAAAAUACAAUUGAUUGCGAGAAAAAUGACAUUAAAAUAAUCGAAAAAUUGUGGAAGGCGCUGGAAAUUGUAACUGGGAUAACGCACAAAGAGCACCCGUUCAACAAAAUGGAUAUCGUUGUCUUGCCGGAAUUCAUUAAGUCCAAAUCACGCAAUUGGGGUCUUUGCACCAUUAAUGAUGUCAGUAUUGAAUUCAAAGAAAACAUUGACAAGACCGAGAAAGUUGAAACAAUCACAAAUAUUGCGGCAUCAAUGAUUGAUCACUGGUUUGGGGAACUAAUUAAAAGUGACCAUUAUGCAACUGGGUCAGCAAUAAGCCAUGGUUUUCGUCUGUAUUUGACUGAACUGGUGAUUGAUAAGAUACCAUCAUUAAAAGAUGAAAUUAUGAAUGCAGCUGGAGAUAAAAAAGAACCUAUAGAAAACAUAUUGGAUUCUUGGUGCGAAUUUAUCUCCGUUCCUACCCUUGCUAUCACUCGUGAUUAUGAAACGAACAAAGCGGCUGUUACUGAACCUCGAAUUUUUUAUGGUCGAAAGCCCCAUCGUUAUUGGUUUCCUUUAAACUGGGCGAAUGAACAAGACCUUGAUUUUGAAGAUACUUCGGUUACUCAGUGGUUUGACGGAGGCGUUAUGAAGACUGAAAUUCCUGUAACAGUUCCUGCUGAUCGGUGGAUAAUCGUCAAUAAACAGCACUUUGAUAAUUAUUCAAAAAUUCAUAUCUUCAAUCGUAUCCAGCUAAUUAAUGAUGCAUUUGCUAUUGCCGAUUGGGGAUCCCUGGACUACUCUGUACCCUUUGAGUUGGCAAAGUAUCUCUCUCGUGAAACAGAAUUUGCCCCUUGGACGGCAUUCCUCCAUUACAUCGAGCAGCUGUAUAAUGAAUCACCUCUACGUGUUUCCCCGUACUUUGAUAAUUUCAAGAAAUACGUUUUGGAGGUAACUGAUGAGUUGGAAAAACGUAUUUUGCUGACCGAUGAAGCUAAUGAUGAUUUCACCACUAGACUUUUGAGAAUUUCUUUGGUGAGCGUAAGAUGCAUCUUUGGCUCGAGUGGCUGUGGAAAUUAUGCACUUACAAAACUCAAAAAUUGGCUUGAAGAUCCUAAUAAAUAUCCAAUUUCAGCUGAUAUGAAAGAUGUAAUUCUCAAAAGUGGAAUUUGUUUUGCGGACGAGGAUACUUGGAACAAAUUGUGGGAAAGAUAUCAAUUGAAUUUGCAGAGCCCAGAAAAUAAAAAAAUUGAUAUGGACCGUAUGGAAAGAUGGCAAACCAAUAAGGAAGAAAACAUUCUUAAUGCUCUUUCUUGCACUCCAAGCUUUGAAUUGCUCAAAAAAUUCAUAAUCUGGGUCCCAGAAAAAGUUUUUGCUGACAUAAUUCCACGCUUCUGGUUCAAAAAUAUUGCUAUGUUAAACGAAAAAGGCGUUGAUGCUAUAUUGGACGUUUUGGAAUCCAAACCCACUAAAGAGAAUGGAGAGCCUUUAUUCUCAGUAUAUAUCGUGUUUGAGGGUUGCCAGGCCGUUAAAUACCUUCUGAAAAGCAAAGAUCAAGUGGAGAAAUGGUAUGACGGAGACUUUAUGAAGACUGAAAUUCCUGUGACGGUUCCUGCUGGUCAAUGGAUAAUCGUCAAUAAACAGCACUUUGGAACUUACCGAGUUACUUAUGAUGAAAAAAAUUGGAAGAUGAUUGUUGAAUACAUGAAUUCAAAUAAUUAUUCAAAAAUUCAUAUCUUCAAUCGUAUCCAGCUAAUUAACGAUGCAUUCACUAUUGCCGAUUGGGGUUUAUUGGACUACUCUGUACCUUUUGAGCUGGCAAAGUAUCUCUCUUGUGAAACAGAAUUUGCUCCUUGGACGGCAUUCCUCCAUUACAUCGAGCAGCUGUAUAAUGAAUCACCUCUACGUGUUUCCCCGUACUUUGAUCAUUUCAAGAAAUACGUUUUGGAGGUGACUGAUGAGUUGGAAAAACGUAUUCUGCUGACCGAUGAAGCUAAUGAUGAUUUCACCACUAGACUUUUGAGAAUUUCUUUGGUGAGCGUACGAUGCAUCUUUGGCUCGAGUGCCUGUGGAAAUUAUGCACUUAUAAAACUCAAAAAUUGA
Molecule: messenger RNA, 2796 nt
Organism: Cotesia congregata
Lineage: Eukaryota; Metazoa; Arthropoda; Insecta; Hymenoptera; Braconidae
Source: the annotation of a GenBank genome assembly